Molecule: messenger RNA, 2477 nt
Organism: Mauremys mutica (yellowpond turtle)
Lineage: Eukaryota; Metazoa; Chordata; Testudines; Geoemydidae
Product: guanine nucleotide-binding protein G(q) subunit alpha
Exons: 7
Coding region: 390-1469 (359 amino acids)
Biological process (GO): action potential; phospholipase C-activating dopamine receptor signaling pathway; adenylate cyclase-modulating G protein-coupled receptor signaling pathway
Cellular component (GO): heterotrimeric G-protein complex
Molecular function (GO): G-protein beta/gamma-subunit complex binding; GTPase activator activity; guanyl nucleotide binding
Source: RefSeq, a predicted model, not a curated record
GGAGGUGGGGGGGAUUUCAGCGGGUGUCAUUUACAAGGGACGUUUGGGGACUGUGGCUGCAGGAGGCAGGAAAGAAAAAGAGUGGGGUGCUGGGCUGCUCCUCUCUGCUGGGCACUGCUGCUCCGGUAGAUGUUUCCCUGUUGUUUGGUGCAUGAUUUAGAGAAGAGGAGGAGUUGGAACCAGCGAGUGGCAGAGGCAGGAGCUAGGGGGGUUUGCGCUGCUGCUGCUGGGGGGGCCCUUUCUCUGCCUCUCUUCCUCCCCGGGUGUAGCAUCUAGAGCUCUGCUGUCCCCGGGCGGGGGCUCGCAGGCAGAGGGCGCGUGCCUCCCUCGCUCCGUGGUGUGUGUGUGUUUUCGGGGGGUGGGGGUUGUGUCUGAACCAGUUAGGAAGAAUGACUCUGGAGUCCAUCAUGGCGUGCUGCCUGAGCGAGGAAGCCAAAGAAGCCAGGCGGAUCAACGAUGAGAUCGAGAGGCAGCUCCGCCGGGACAAGCGGGACGCCCGCCGGGAGCUCAAGCUGCUGCUGCUGGGUACGGGAGAAAGUGGCAAAAGCACAUUCAUCAAACAGAUGAGAAUCAUCCAUGGAUCAGGAUACUCUGACGAAGACAAAAGGGGUUUCACAAAACUCGUGUAUCAGAAUAUAUUUACAGCAAUGCAAGCUAUGAUCAGAGCUAUGGAUACACUCAAAAUCCCAUACAAAUAUGAACACAAUAAGGCCCAUGCACAGUUAGUUCGAGAAGUUGAUAUAGAGAAGGUAUCAGCAUUUGAGAAUCCCUACGUAGAUGCAAUAAAGAGUUUAUGGAAUGACCCUGGGAUCCAAGAGUGUUAUGACAGACGGCGGGAAUAUCAGCUAUCGGACUCAACUAAAUACUAUCUUAACGACCUGGACCGUAUAGCAGAACCUGCCUAUCUGCCCACCCAACAAGAUGUGCUUAGAGUUCGAGUCCCAACAACAGGGAUCAUUGAAUAUCCAUUCGACUUACAAAGCGUCAUUUUCAGAAUGGUGGAUGUAGGAGGCCAACGAUCAGAAAGAAGAAAAUGGAUACAUUGCUUUGAAAAUGUCACAUCUAUCAUGUUUCUAGUAGCCCUUAGUGAAUAUGAUCAAGUACUUGUGGAGUCGGACAAUGAGAACCGAAUGGAGGAAAGCAAAGCACUGUUUAGGACAAUUAUCACAUAUCCGUGGUUCCAGAACUCUUCGGUCAUUCUGUUCUUAAAUAAAAAAGAUCUUCUAGAGGAGAAAAUUAUGUACUCCCAUCUAGUUGACUAUUUCCCAGAGUAUGAUGGACCCCAGCGAGAUGCACAGGCGGCACGAGAGUUCAUUUUGAAGAUGUUCGUGGACCUGAAUCCAGACAGCGAUAAAAUUAUCUACUCUCACUUCACAUGUGCUACAGACACAGAGAAUAUCCGCUUCGUCUUUGCUGCUGUCAAGGACACUAUCCUACAGUUAAACCUGAAGGAGUACAACCUGGUCUAACUGUGCCUAGUAGGCCCCCCAAAAUUCCCUUUGGGCAAUUGAAGAUAUACAAGAGGGACUGUAUUAUCUGUGAAAACGACUUGCAUAAUACUAAUUUAUUGCCGGCCUGGACUCUGUGAAUGUUCACAGAGUUUGUAGUAAAUAUUAUGAUUUUAUUUAAACUAUAUUGAGGAAAAACAAAAGAUGCUGAAAUACAUUCACAGCAUGUUUCCUCAUUUUUUUAGGCAAAACCUUGUGACUCAAUGUGUUUUAAAUUCUCAGUCAUGCACUCAUAAAGGAUAGGGGUUUUUUUGCUAUUGAGGGAAAAUCAAGCUGGUUUCCCCUUUCCCUGACUCUUUCUUUCUCACUCUCUCCCCUUUCCUCCACUGCAUUUUAUUAUUGUUUUCAAAGGUACAAUGGCCUUUUUUUUCAGUUGCAUUCCUUGGCAAACUGUUUUCUCUACAGUGAUCUGAUCAGGAAAAUACUAUCAUCACAAUUUAAGCCAUCAAUCAUUCUAAUUUUACAGUAUGUACUUUUUCUGAAAGAUCAAAAGUAUUGAUACUGUGAUUUUAAAAUUCUUGACAUGGAUAUUUUGCAAACUGUCUUCACACUGUGGGCUAGGAUAUUGGGAUCAAAAACAGCAGUUGUAGUAACAUGGAUUUUAACUUUAGCUAUAACGUGGCAAAUCAGAACGAUUCAUAGAAGACAGUAAUGAAAUGACUAAGGCAAAAUGGCAAUGUGGAAUAUGAUAGAAUUUCUUUUUAAUUGCCAUGUGUCCUUUCUUCUUUCUUUUCUUUCAAAUCAUAGAUGCCAAACAAAAAUGCCAUAGACACUACAUUUUCCCCAGAGGCUACAGCCUGAAACAGUGUUUUUUCAGGUUGGCUUUGUUUGUUUGUUUUUAUUUUUUGGUUUGGUUUGGUUUGUUUUUUUUUUAGUUAGUUUUUUAAAUAUUUUUGACCACAAUUUAAACAUUAUUUUUAUUGUAUAAAAAAAAUUCAUGUUGCCAAAUGUGGCUUUUUAUAAAACCAA